GAGCGGCUGGACAAGCUCGAGAUGCAGCUGGUGCGGUGGUUCGACUACAACUACAAGGCCGACCCCAAGAAGUACCGGAAGAUGUGCAAGAAGAUCACGAAGCUAAAGGCGACCACCCUGAAGGACCGGGGACUUCGCCCGUUGGCUGGAGGAGCACGAGAUCGCACUCAUCGCGCGCCUUCACGUGCCCAAGCCCAAGUGAGCGGCCCGCACGAGCCGGCGGCGCGAGGGGGCGAGGCCCGCAGGGGCCGAAGCUCGCAGGCGCGGCGGGGGUCGCCCCCUCCGACCCACCCCUCCCAGCAAUUCGCUUCGGCGGCUUUGGCGUGCCCGCAGGCCUCCUAG
Molecule: messenger RNA, 342 nt
Organism: Prorocentrum cordatum
Lineage: Eukaryota; Dinophyceae; Prorocentrales; Prorocentraceae
Source: the annotation of a GenBank genome assembly